AUUUUUAAAUACACACAUCGCACCGGUGAAGGUAUCACGGCUGGAGGUGAUUCGCGGAGCUUUCAGACCGGCUCGCCGUCAAACUGCUGACUCUAAACACGAAACAUGGUCCAUUUUAACAAAUGGACGUUAGUGAGGAGCGCGUCUCUCACCGACAGGACUGCCGCACGGGAUUUAAAGCUCCGAUAGUGGCUUGUGAUGACGGUGGACUGGUUUAGUAUAUGAAAUACAAGGCUGUGAACAGAUCAUGGCUUGUUUUAAAAGCGUAUCGUUUAACUGAUUACCGACUGUGAUUGUAGAGCGAAGGGCUUCAGCUGCCCCGCCGUUUGUUUGCUGGAAACAUUGACUCAACAGCACACCAAAUCAAGAUGACAGUGGAAAAUACAACUAUCAAAAGUCGGAUUAAAAAUCUGCUCCGCUCGCCUUCCAUCAAACUGAGAAGAAGUAAAGCUGGGAACAACAAAGAGAAUCUCAGUAAUAAGGUGACAUUGGAGAAAGUCCUGGGAAUCACUUCCGCUGGGAAUCGUGCUUUGGCGUGUGACCCACGUUCAGGACUGGUUGCCUACCCAGCCGGAUGUGUGGUGGUGCUACUGAACCCUAAGAAAAACAAACAGCAUCAUAUCCUCAAUAGCUCCAGGAAAACCAUCACUACCGUCUCCUUCUCUCCUGAUGGCAAAUACGUGGUCACGGGCGAGAGUGGUCAUAUGCCGGCGGUGCGUGUCUGGGAUGUGGCAGAGAGGACACAGGUGGCGGAGUUACACGAACAUAAAUAUGGCGUGGCGUGUGUGGCUUUCUCCCCCAAUAGUAAAUACAUCAUCAGUGUGGGAUACCAGCAUGACAUGAUCGUCAACGUCUGGGCCUGGAAGAAAAAUGUUGUGAUUGCCGCCAACAAGGUGUCCAGUAAAGUGACGGCUGUGUCUUUCUCAGCUGACAGCUCGUACUUUGUUACAGCUGGGAAUAGACACGUGAAGUUCUGGUAUCUUGACCACACCAAGUCGUCCAAGGUGAACGCUACAGUACCAUUAUUGGGCCGCUCUGGUCUUCUUGGAGAGCUGCGGAAUAACUUCUUUAGCGAUGUGGCCUGUGGAAAGGGCCGGAAGGCGAACAGCACCUUCUGCAUCACUUCCUCUGGGCUGCUCUGUGAAUUCAAUGACAAAAGAAUGCUGGACAAGUGGGUGGAGCUCAGGAAAAAUGACAGUUUCGCAACCAGUAUGGCCACGUCUCUGUCCGUCAGCGAGGAUCUGAUCUUCUGUGGUUGUGCUGAUGGGACAGUGAGAGUGUUCAGCCCCACUGACCUGCACUUUAUCUGUACGCUGCCUCACCCUCACAGCCUGGGCACAGACAUCGCCACUGUUACUGAGGCCAGCCAUCUCUUCGCCUACAAGGAAAACGUCCGCUAUCCUGACACAGUGGCCGUGUCCUAUGACCCCACGAACCGCUGGCUGUCCUGUGUCUACAACGAUCACAGUCUGUACGUGUGGGAUGUACGUGAUCUUCGUAAAGUGGGCAAGGUUUACUCGGCUCUCUACCAUUCGGCCUGCGUAUGGAGUGUGGAGGUGUACCCAGAGACGAGGGAUGGAGAGCAGCCACGUUUGUCUCCCGGAUCGUUCCUCAGCUGUUCUUCUGACAAUACUCUCCGUUUAUGGAACACAGACGCUCAGAACACCACCCUCAGCCGAAACGUCAUCAGCAACGACCUCCAGAAGGUCAUUUAUAUGGACAGCAACACCUCCCCCCUGCUGGACACGGACUGCACCAUCUCCAGUAACUCUGAGAAGGCCGACCCACAGACCUCAGAUAACCGGACAGGCAUUAGGACCAUGUGCGUGAGCCCAGACGGGCUGCACCUGGCAUCAGGGGACCGCAAUGGAACACUGAGAAUCCAUGAUUUGGAGAGCAUGGAGGAAAUUCUAGACGUUCAGGCCCACGACUCUGAGAUCCUGUGUCUAGAGUACUCAAAACCCGAGACUGGGCUGAAACUGUUGGCCACCGCCAGCAGAGACAGACUGAUCCAUGUUCUGGAUGCGGAUCGGGAAUACGGCCUCCUGCAAACACUGGAUGAACACUCUUCCUCUAUCACUGCUGUCCGAUUCGCUACUAACGAUGGGAAAGUCAGGAUGAUCAGUUGCGGUGCCGAUAAGAGCAUCUACUUCCGCACGGCACAGAAGACAGAGGAGGGAACAGCGUUCACACGCACUCAUCACAUAGUGAGGAAGACUACUCUGUAUGACAUGGACAUCGACCCCACAAGGAAAUACGCUGUUAUUGGAUGUCAGGAUCGCAGCAUCAGGAUUUUUAACAUCUGCAAUGGCAAACAGAAGAAAGUCUACAAGGGCUCCCAAGGGGAGGACGGGACCCUUAUCAAGGUUCAGACGGAUCCCUCUGGUCUCUAUGUGGCCACAAGCUGCUCGGACAAAAACAUCAGCAUCUUUGACUUAUACACUGGAGAAUGUGUGGCCACCAUGUUUGGCCAUUCUGAGAUUGUAACAGGAAUGAAGUUUACUAAUGACUGUAAACAUCUGAUAUCUGUGUCGGGAGACAGCUGUAUCUUUGUGUGGAGGCUUUGUCCUGAGUUGACCAUCAAUAUGAGACAACGGCUUUCGGACCUGAAACAGAACAGCAAACCUGUUCAGAAGACCCCUCCAAAUAAACAACACACACUUGGCACAAGGAAAGAAAACCACAGUGCCCCGGUCAUUGGCACCAUGUCGUCCGACAGCGACAAAGACAUGGAGGAAGAGGAGGGCAUUGAAGAGGAAGAUGAGAUGUUCCCUCACCUGUCAUCGGGCAGCAGUGGUGGCGAGGAGACAGGAUCAUCUGAAGAAAACCACAACACACUCAAUUCCCACAUGAAGAAGCAGUCCAACAGUUGUGAACAUGAGGGUUCAGGUCCACGACCAAGACGGCGCUGGUCCAGGCGAAUGGGUAGUAUGGAUCUGAAGGUGAAGUCCAUGCUGGACCUGAGGCAGCUGGAGUCGUUCGCCAUGCCUCUCUUCCCCAGCAAAACCCAAGACGUUCAUAAAGAUCUUCCACCGCCUAGGAACCAAGAACUAGGCAGCACCAUCAGUCUGCAGACUAUUGCCGCAUGGGCACCUGAAGAGAAUGAACCAGGAGGACAAGCACGUCCUCAUUACAUCAAACUGUUGCCUCAAACCCCAGAGACAGAAGUGCUGUAUCCUGAGGGAUGUGAAGACCAAAUCAGUCUUGCUGGAAGUGAGUAUCAAGUGAAAAAGCUGCCUCAUGGAGUGAGAUGUGCUAAAGUGAACUCUUGUCCUGAGAAGCAGAGUCCAGACAGCGCCUGCUCUAUGGAGUAUUCCAGCAGUCGUCUUUCAAGCCCUGAACGCCCUGGAGAAGACUCUGAGCCGACUGAGCCAUUGAGUGUAGAUGGAAACUCAUCAGAACUGGAUAUGGAAGAUCUUGAUGAGGAAGAGGAGGACAGCCUGAGGAAGAAUGCGGUUCAGACUCCUGUACCUCAGACCCCAGACCAGGAGGCGUUUCUCAAGAGGCACUUUGCAAACCUGUCAGACCUCAACAACACUGCAAUUCCAACCAGAGUAACUCCAAAUAUCUCUGACAGCAUGUCAUCGAAGUUUCUCUCUCAGAACUCUCCUAGCAGAACUCCAUUCCCGUUCCCCUCAAACAAAAGCAGUGACAUUAAAACCACCAGUGGAGUUGUACGCAGACUGAUCAGCCCUGUCGCUAAAGCUGCCGCAAGUCACAACAGUUCUGCAGGCAUGAGGAAAGCUCAGUCUAUCCACAACAUCUCCUCAGAGGCUGACGCGGUCCAGAUAUCCAGUCGUCCUUUUAAGGAAGUCCAUCCACAGUCGCAGACUCCAGACCACCAACAGACGCAAAGACCACGGCGUUCCCUUCCUACCGUCCCGCUCAUCAGCCCCACGACUGCCCUGCCAAAGGACAUCACCACACCUACCAAAUCCAAAUCCCGUUCCUACAUGAGUCCUACCACUAGCUCUAUGGCCAAGAUGUCCCGCUCUGUUUCCAUGGGUGACAACUUGAAUGUGGUAGAGCUAGAAGACACAGGAUCUUCAGACCUACGCCGGGGCUCAAGUUCGGACACUUCCAACCCUCGGAGCACCUCCCAAAGCAAGCCCACCACUCCUGUUGCCCAGGUUUCAUCCCCUAAUACUUCGGCAUCCCCAUUUCCAGGCCCCUCCAUGCCCCAUGCAGCAGUCAUACCCACGCUGAGUGCUGGCUCAACUGGAAACUCUUCCUCUAAAGGUCUCCAGGUCAAACUGACUGGCAGUGCUCGACCACUGCUCCAUAUAGACAUUCCUAAUCCUCUUCCAGAUAAACCCUUGUUAUCUUCCCUCUCGCCAUGCAGCAAGACCCCCAAACCUGAACAAAAGGAAAAGGAGUCCUCAAGUAGAACUCCAACAACUCCCUCUUCAAAUCCUGGAGCAGUUCACUUGCCCAACAGCAUUGUACAACCGGUUACAGCUGUUUGUUUGAGUCCAUCUGAAACCCCAGACCAGAUUGAGCUUAGUAUGGUACUUGGUCCCAGCCAGACCAAGAAUUUAACGGAAGAUGAACUCCACUCGCACACAGAGCCGAGAAAAGAGGACACCUCCAAGACUGAGUGCCCUCCCAUGAGCCGGUGCAGUCUAAGUCUUCUUCCGUCUUCCUCAGGAUCUCAAGAUUCAGGUUGGCCAGGACAUCAGUCUUCCCUUGUUCCAUCUUCUGUUCUGCUACGGCUUGGGCUGUCUAAACACUUCUUUACCAAAGGGCUCUGGCCUCUCUCAUCCUCUACCUCCUUCAUCACAUCCUUCAUCUCUUCUUCACCCUCUUCCCCCAUUAACCAUUACCACCUGCAGGACACAUCUCUCAAUGUGGAUUCUUGUAGGCUGGCUGCCAAUGAAUUGCAGAGCAGUUUUAAAAGAGCCUCCCACCUCUACAAAAUGCUAAGCAACUCCACCGACUCCAGUGAGGAGCAGCAGGAAAUGGCACAUGUGCUGGCCGAAGCAUUUGAGGCGAUGAGAGACGAGCUCAAUUGCCUGCCACCAUGCACUCCUUCAAGAUCUCCCAGCACUUGCACUGUGCGCACAAUAGCUAACAGUGAUGCAACAUUAGGUGACGACAGGACACUUGCCCUUUUAGAGCAGUACUCCAGACUGCUGCUCAGUGCAGUGGAGAAGAGGAUGGACAACAAAAUCUGAUUUCUAUGAUUU
This is a messenger RNA of Sinocyclocheilus anshuiensis, 5186 nucleotides long. Its product is annotated as mitogen-activated protein kinase-binding protein 1-like. The transcript is spliced from 31 exons. Gene Ontology annotation, molecular function: protein binding. Gene Ontology annotation, cellular component: cytoplasm. NCBI's taxonomy places the organism in Eukaryota, Metazoa, Chordata, Actinopteri, Cypriniformes, Cyprinidae. The record is from RefSeq and is a predicted model, not a curated record. Gene Ontology annotation, biological process: positive regulation of JNK cascade; negative regulation of canonical NF-kappaB signal transduction. The coding region runs from base 369 to 5174 and encodes 1601 amino acids.